AUGGAGCCAGUCAACAGGACAGGGGUUGCUGAGUUCUUUCUGAAAGGAUUUUCUGGCUAUCCAUUCCUGGAGCACCUGCUCUUCCCUCUGUGCUCAGCAAUGUAUCUGGUGACCCUGCUGGGAAACACAGCCGUUGUGGUGGUGAGCAUGCUAGACAUCCACCUGCACACGCCCAUGUACUUCUUCCUGGGCAACCUCUCCAUCGUGGACAUCUGCUACACAUCCACCUUUGUGCCCCUGAUGCUGGUGCACCUCCUGUCAUCCCAAAAGACUAUCUCCUUUACUGGCUGUGCCAUCCAGAUGUGUCUGAGCCUGUCCACAGGCUCCACGGAGUGCCUGCUGCUCGCCAUCAUGGCCUAUGAUCGCUACCUGGCCAUCUGCCAGCCACUCAGGUACCCUAUGCUCAUGAGCCACCGGCUCUGCUUGUUGCUGGCAGGAGCCGCCUGGGUCCUCUGCCUCCUCAAGUCAGUGACGGAGACGGUCAUUGCCAUGAGGCUGCCCUUCUGUGGCCACCGUGUGGUCAACCACUUCACCUGUGAGAUCCUGGCAGUGCUGAAGCUGGCAUGUGGUGACACGUCAGUCAGCGAGGCUUUCCUGCUGAUGGGCGCCAUCCUGCUGCUGCCUGUGCCCCUGGCAUUCAUCUGCCUGUCCUACAUGCUUAUCCUGGCCACCAUCCUGAGGGUGCCCUCAGCCGCCGGGCGCCGCAAGGCCUUCUCCACCUGCUCAGCACACCUGGCUGUGGUGCUGCUUUUCUAUGGCACCGUCAUCUUCAUGUACAUGAAGCCCAAGAGCAAGGAGGCCCACAUCUCUGAUGAGGUCUUCACGGUCCUCUAUGCUGUGGUGACACCCAUGCUGAACCCUGUCAUCUACACCCUGAGGAACGAGGACAUGCAGGAGGCCUCCAGGAAGGUGUGGGGCAGGAGCCGGGCCUCCAGGUGA
This is a messenger RNA of Cynocephalus volans (Philippine flying lemur), 939 nucleotides long. RefSeq names its product olfactory receptor 13J1. Gene Ontology annotation, molecular function: G protein-coupled receptor activity; olfactory receptor activity. NCBI's taxonomy places the organism in Eukaryota, Metazoa, Chordata, Mammalia, Dermoptera, Cynocephalidae. The coding region runs from base 1 to 939 and encodes 312 amino acids. The record is from RefSeq and is a predicted model, not a curated record. Gene Ontology annotation, cellular component: plasma membrane. Gene Ontology annotation, biological process: detection of chemical stimulus involved in sensory perception of smell; G protein-coupled receptor signaling pathway. The transcript has a single exon.